Rosa rugosa (rugosa rose) is the source of this 2124-nucleotide messenger RNA. RefSeq names its product imidazole glycerol phosphate synthase hisHF, chloroplastic. Gene Ontology annotation, biological process: L-histidine biosynthetic process. Gene Ontology annotation, molecular function: oxo-acid-lyase activity; imidazoleglycerol-phosphate synthase activity. The transcript has 19 exons. The coding region runs from base 68 to 1822 and encodes 584 amino acids. The record is from RefSeq and is a predicted model, not a curated record. NCBI's taxonomy places the organism in Eukaryota, Viridiplantae, Streptophyta, Magnoliopsida, Rosales, Rosaceae.
GUUUUUUGAAGUCUCCAACUCUUAAACUUCUGGAGUGAGGCCUGAUACCACUGAGAGAAAGCCUGCAAUGGAGGCGCCGCCAAUUGUUUCCCCUACCAAAACGCUGCCGUUCCGAUCAGCUUCACCUUCCUCCUCUCUUCUCUUUCGCCGCAAGCAUCGUCUCAAUUGCUGCCGCAGACCUUCUAGAAGCUUUACCGUCCGUGCCUCCUCCGCUGCUGGUGAUGAUUCAGUGGUGACUCUGCUUGAUUACGGUGCCGGCAAUGUUCGGAGUGUCAGGAACGCCAUUCGCCGCCUGGGCUUCCAAGUCAAAGAUGUCCAAACUCCCAAGGAUAUUUUGAAUGCCGACCGCCUAAUCUUUCCUGGUGUGGGGGCUUUCGCUGCGGCCAUGGAUGUGCUGAGCAAGAAUGGGAUGGCUGAAGCGCUCUGUGAAUAUAUUGAGAAAGAUCAGCCGUUUCUAGGCAUUUGUCUUGGACUUCAGCUCCUUUUUGAAUCCAGUGAGGAAAAGGGACAAGUGAGUGGUCUUGGCUUGAUACCUGGAGUGGUUGGGCGUUUUGACUCAUCAAAUGGUGUUCGAGUGCCACAUAUCGGGUGGAAUGCUUUGCAGAUUAGAGAAGACUCUUUAAUUUUGGAUGAUGUUGGAACCCAUCACGUCUAUUUCGUCCACUCUUACAGAGCAAUGCCAUCGGAUGAUAACAAAGAAUGGGUUUCAUCUACCUGCAACUAUGGUGACAAUUUCAUUGCAUCUGUUAGAAGGGGAAAUGUGCAUGCAGUUCAAUUCCACCCUGAGAAAAGUGGAGAUGUUGGUCUUUCCAUAUUGAGAAGAUUUCUCUAUCCAAACUCACCCUUGGAGAAGAAGCCCACUGAAGGGAAGGGUUCCAAACUUGCAAAGAGGGUUAUUGCUUGUCUGGAUGUGAGGACGAAUGACAAAGGAGAUCUUGUUGUAACCAAAGGAGACCAAUAUGACGUAAGAGAGCAUACAAAAGAGAAUGAGGUGAGAGAACUUGGAAAGCCUGUGGAGCUUGCUGGACAGUAUUACACAGAUGGAGCUGAUGAGGUCAGCUUUCUGAAUAUUACCGGUUUCCGGGACUUCCCUUUGGGUGACUUGCCUAUGCUACAGGUAUUGAGAUAUGCAUCAGAAAAUGUUUUUGUGCCAUUAACAGUUGGAGGUGGCAUUAGAGAUUUUACCGAUGCAACUGGCAGGCACUAUUCUAGUUUGGAAGUUGCUUCAGAAUAUUUUAGAUGUGGGGCUGAUAAGAUCUCCAUUGGAAGUGAUGCAGUUUAUGCUGCAGAAGAAUAUUUAAGAACUGGAGUGAAAAGUGGAAAAAGCAGCUUAGAGCAGAUAUCCAGAGUUUACGGAAAUCAGGCUGUGGUUGUAAGCAUUGAUCCUUGCAGAGUGUAUGUUAAAAAUCAAAAUGAUGUAAAGUUCAAGACUAUAAGAGUAACAAAUCCAGGUCCAAAUGGUGAAGAAUAUGCUUGGUAUCAGUGUACAGUUAGUGGUGGGCGGGAAGGCAGACCAAUUGGAGCAUAUGAGCUUGCAAAAGCAGUUGAGGAGCUUGGAGCUGGAGAAAUUUUGCUAAACUGCAUUGAUUGCGAUGGUCAAGGGAAAGGAUUUGAUAUAGAUCUAGUAAAGCUCAUCUCUGAUGCUGUGACCAUUCCCGUGAUUGCAAGUAGUGGGGCUGGUGGUGUUGAACACUUCUCAGAGGUUUUCAUGAAAACAAAUGCAUCUGCUGCCCUUGCUGCUGGCAUAUUCCAUCGCAAGGAGGUGCCAAUUCAUUCUGUAAAGGAGCACUUGCUAAAGGAAGGCAUAGAAGUCAGAAUCUGAACAACAUUAUUCCUCCUAACGCUGUCAAUCUGUUUUCUGGACUCAAGACUAUCCAAAAAGGAAAAUGAUGGAGAGAGAUGAGAGAUGUUAAACUCUUUGACCAGAGCGUGUACUGUAUGAUUAGAUCAAUUUUGUAGCAAGCAUUGAUUCCAAAAGUCCUUCAAGUUAUUUGGUUGUGGUAACCUUAGUUUAUUGCCUGAGACAGAACGCUUAGAAUGUAAUUUUUGUUCGUUCCUGUAUGAUUCCAGUAAAUGAUUUUGUUAAAUGAGAUUUUCAAAGUUUUUUAUUGUUCAACCUGGUAA